Drosophila melanogaster (fruit fly) is the source of this 538-nucleotide messenger RNA. It is a transcript of the gene ND-MLRQ, whose product is annotated as NADH dehydrogenase (ubiquinone) MLRQ subunit. The record is from RefSeq and is marked reviewed. Gene Ontology annotation, cellular component: membrane. The transcript has 4 exons. Lineage: Eukaryota; Metazoa; Arthropoda; Insecta; Diptera; Drosophilidae. Bases 110 to 361 code for a protein of 83 amino acids.
UAAUAUAUAGUUCCAUUCUGUUUUAUUGGAUUGAGUAAAGUUAGGUAAUUUUUUAUAAAUGUGUUUCUUUCUUACAUAUUAAAUACAUUUUAAUUAUAACGUAGACAAAAUGCAAGGUCUUGGUCUGCAAAGUCUUAAAAAAAAUCCAGCUUUAAUUCCACUUUAUGUGUGCGUUGGAGCGGGAGCUAUUGGAGCCGUCUACUAUAUGGCUCGACUUGCUACUCGUAAUCCCGAUGUCACUUGGAAUCGCACAUCAAAUCCCGAACCAUGGCAAGAGUACAAAGAAAAGCAAUACAAGUUUUAUUCGCCUGUGAGGGAUUAUUCCAAAACUAAGAGUGCUGCCCCAAACUUUGAUGAAUAAAUUACGUUUCCCUAGCAGCUGCAAUUUAAAAAUGUAAAAUGAAAUAACUUCAAAUUAUAAAUAAACAUAGUGGAUUUGAAAGCUUGUGGAAGCUACAGAAAGGAAGACUAAUUUGGAAUUCGCUGUCAUUAAAAAUGAAUAUUUUUUAUUCAUUUUAUGUCAAAAACACUUAUACCU